This is a messenger RNA of Ananas comosus (pineapple), 1109 nucleotides long. Its product is annotated as wound-induced protein 1. The transcript has a single exon. The coding region runs from base 304 to 648 and encodes 114 amino acids. Lineage: Eukaryota; Viridiplantae; Streptophyta; Magnoliopsida; Poales; Bromeliaceae. The record is from RefSeq and is a predicted model, not a curated record.
CUUCCGUUUCAAUUCCCCUUCCCCCAGAUUCAGAUUCAACAGCAACAAGUUCCAUUUCGUCCUCCUUUCGCUCCGCCACUUCAAAGAGAGAGAGGGAGAGAGAAGAGAGCCUAACCGGGGCUCAUACAGGAGCUGGCUAACGCACAUGAGUCCGAGCCCAAGCCCGAGUGGGAGUCGGAGCGGAACAAGCGGCGGGUGCGGGAGCUGUACGCGGCCCUGAACGCGCGCGACGCGGAGGCGGUGCACCGGCUGCUGAAGCGGGACAUCGAGUGGUGGUUCCAUGGGCCCCCCGCGCACCAGCACAUGAUGCGCCUGCUCACCGGCGCCGACGCCUCCGACCCCAACCCCGACGACUUCGUGUUCGAGCCCGACUCCAUCGACGCCUUCGGCCCCACCGUCCUCGCCGAGCGCGCCGACCCCGCCCGCUCCCUCUACUGGGUCCACGUCUGGACGGUGGGCCCCGAUGGGGUGAUCACCCACGUCCGCGAGUACUUCAACACCGACCUCACCGUCACCCNCCCCUCCCCCUCCUCCGCCAAGAAGAAGUCGCCGCCCACCUCCCACUACUGCGCCCGCGCCCCGCUUUGGCAGAGCAAGCUCAGCGACACCGCCCGCAAGUCCCUCCCGGGCCUCGUCCUCGCCAUAUAAUAUAUAAUAUAUCGGAAUAUAAAACCGGCCCGAACACCCCGCUAUAUAUAUAGCUCGCCAUUUAUGCCUAUGAGUGGGGGUUAAUUUGCUAAGUUCGGAUUAAUAGUAACUAUAUAUAUAUAUAUAUAUAUAUACUACAUAGUUUGGUUUUUAAAGAAUAAGUCGAGUCUCUGUAGAUCGCGUGAUGAGGAUGAGAAAGCCCUGUGGUGUAGGAUCUUCAUCGUAUGUGUGCUACUGCUACUACUAUGCUGUGUUCUCCUCCUGCGAUAAUAAUAAUAAUAAUAAUAAAAGAUGUUUGUGUGGUUGUUCUCAUGAAAAAGAAGAUAAAGAUCGAAUUUAUUUAUUAUUAUCUUCAAGGUAUGUAUGUUCUUGGAAUAAGCAGGAAGAGGGUAACAAAGCGGGAGAUUAUAUAAUCGAAGCAUUUGUGAUAUAUAUGAGAAGAAACCUAUCACAGCUGUUAU